This is a messenger RNA of Podarcis lilfordi (Lilford's wall lizard), 16013 nucleotides long. Lineage: Eukaryota; Metazoa; Chordata; Lepidosauria; Squamata; Lacertidae. The record is from the annotation of a GenBank genome assembly.
GUUCCCGUUGGCGGAGAGAGAAAGGAGGGCGCUGUGAAUCUCUCCCGUUCCUUCCCGUGCGGCUCUUUCGUGGUGGAGGCGCUCUAGGCCCAGCAGCUGCGCCUCUAUGGCUCGGGGCGGCGCUUGUUCCUCAUAGGGAAGCCUCCGCAGCUUCCUCUCUUCCGGGGUGGGCGGGAGGCGGCUGUGAUGAUGGCGGACGGGGAAGGCGGCUUAGACCCCGAGCCCUGCGCUCCACACCUGGAGGCGGAAGGCGAGGCCGCUGGGGACAGCGAGCUGGACUCCGGGCUGCCCCUAGACGCCGACGGCUACGUCCUGUACAGGUAUGUGCGAAUGUAGUGUUUUAUAUACAUAUAUAUAUAUAUAUAUAUAUGGGGCUUACUUAUGAGUAGACGUGCAAAGGACUGCGCUCCAAAACUUAAUUAUAUAUGUGUAGGUAGAGUGAGUUUUGGAGCGCAGUCCUUUGCACGUCGACUCAUAAGUAAGCCCCAUGAAGUCCAAUGGCAUCGACCCCUAGGCAAGCGUGCUUAGGAUUGUAACCUCGGGAUGCCUCUUUUGUUAUUGUUUAGUUGUGUCCGACUCUUCGUGACCCCAUGGACCAGAGCACACCAGGCCCUCCUGUCUUCCACUGCCUCCCGCAGUUUGGUCAAACUCAUGCUGGUGGCUUCGAGAACACUUGUCUAACCAUCUCGUCCUCUGUCGUCCCCUUCUCCUUGUGCCCUCCAUCUUUCCCAACAUCAGGGUCUUUUCCAGGGAGUCUUCUCUUCUCAUGAGGUGGCCAAAGUAUUGGAGCCUCAGCUUCAGGAUCUGUCCUUCCAGUGAGCACUCAGGGCUGAUUUCCUUAAGAAUGGAGAGGUUUGAUCUUCUUGCAGUCCUUAGGACUCUCAAGAGUCUCCUCCAGCACCAGAAUUCAAAAGCAUCAAUUCUUCGGUGAUCAGCCUUCUUUAUGGUCCAGCUCUCACUUCCAUACAUCACUAGAUGCCUCUUUUAUGAAAGCCCAAAGCCCCAAACCUGCUGUUUGGUUUAUUGCUAGGUUUGUGUGUCUUUUGAGUUUGGGUGGGGUUUUUUUAGCAAGUCGGGGUGUAAAUGUCCCGAUAAAUGAAUGAAACACAUUCCCCUAAGCAAGGCUUGGGUUUUUAAAAUGAAGGAUGCCCAGGUCUGUUUGGAAAUAGCCUCGUCCACUUUCCUGGGCCUCCUUAUUCCGGAGAGGGGCUGAUCGCUGUGCUUAGCAUAGAUGGAGAGACACUCUGAAUUCCUUUUAUAAUAUCAUGAAACAUGUGGUUGAAAAUAGGGAAAUUGUGGAUGGGGUGUAGGGCAGUGGAGAAAUUGCCUUGAGGAAUCAUGCAGUGCUGCCCACAUGUGCGAACCAACCUUGGUCUUUAGGCAGUAGCUCUGAACUAUAUAUGUCCUAGUAUUUCAUACUUUCCUCCUGGUUGUCAAAUUAUGAUUAUUAUUAUUUUUACAGGGAUAGGAAGGAAUGGGCUGAUGUUGAGCCAGUACCUCAAGAUGAUGGGCCAAAUCCAGUAGUCCAGAUCAUAUAUAGUGAAAAGUGUAAGUUUCAAGUUCUUCAGUUAAAAAAUAAAAGUGGUAUGCCCACCUAACUAGAAGUGUGGCCAUAGAAAGGUGAUUCAUUCUUCAUUACUAUUGUCUUUAUGGGAAUUCAGAAGUAGAACCGACAGAGUAAGUCAAUUAGGAUGAUUCAGGUCAUGAAAUAGGGUGUGAGAUUAGAACUUCACUUGCUACUAGCACUUAGGUGGAGCUGAAGAUUGUUUACAACCCCACCCACAUAUUAGAAAGCUGUCAUUAAAGCUUCAUGUAUAUGAGAAGCUGGGAUACACAUUUAAACCUUAUUGCCCUGGGUUUCUUCAGAACAAAAUACCAUCAAUAAAGAGUUGUCAGAGUUGUUUUUAGUAGAUAAUCUAGAUGCAGAUAAAUCAGUAGCAUUAAUGCUUGUUAAUGCUGCUGUUUCAGCAAGAAAAAGCAAGCUACAUUAGGUACUUCUCUGUUUGAUACACAAACGUACCAAAAGGGUAUUUACGUUUUAGGUGCAUUUUCCAGAUUACUGUACCUUCAGUGGGUGGGGGUGGGUUUAAAACAAUAUUUCUGUAAGCUGCUAAGAGGUUUUCUUACAAUCAAGCAGUAUAUAAGUUUUGUUAAGUAAAUAAAACACAAUAAGUACAAAAAAAUAGAGAAAGAGAGGACAGGUUUCUUCCUCCUCUGAACCUUCAAUCCAAGUGUCGACAGUGGGAGUGACAAAGCAGGAGGAGGAGAGGCAAAGUUAACGACAAACGUUAACAAGUUAACUUCAGCUGAAAAUGGAAAUUAAAGGUUAAAGCCAUUUUGAAGAAGGAUUUAAAGGAAGAGGUUGGGAGGUGACCAAAGAGAGAGAGACUCAAACUGUGUUGGUUUUCUGAGAAAGAGUUCCAGGCAUAAGGGUGAACAGGCAGAGUUGAUGAAGAAAGCUGUGUGGACUGUGUGGCACAUCCCUUGCUCUUGAUCUGGAAGCCGCAGUUAGUGUAGAAUGCAGCAGAGCAAGACCCUGUCAGCAUAUAGCACCUGAGCUGGGAGACCUGCGCUGCUUGCCGGUUUGCUAGCAGGCCAAGUUCAAAGUGUUACUAUUAUUGUAGAAAGCCCUUAACAACUUGGAACCAGGUUACCUGCAAGAUGGCCUUACCCCAUAUAGACCCACUUGGCUGCUUCGAACUGCGGAACUGGCACUGUUACAGGUGUUGCAUCAUACUGAAAAUGGCUUAGGGUGCCAAGAGUUGGAGAAGGGAAGAUCACAGGCAAGGACGGGGCAGGUAAUAAGGGCAGGGAGAGGGUGGGGCAAAGCAGUGGAGAGCUCUAAAGGCCACAGGGCGUUUAUGCUGGAUAGGGAGCCAGUCUAGGGAGGCCAGGGUCUAAGCCAUCAGGGAUGUGAAUGGUUUUGCCAGUAGAAGUUUGGGAAGAGAUGAGAAGAUCUUUGUUCUUCGAGGAGGAUAAGACAAUUGAUGGUCAUGAUGGCUGGUGUACUGCCUCCAGCAAUGGCCCUGGUAUGCCUCUGAACACCAGUCGCUGGGGAAGACUGUUGUUGUGUUCAUAGCCAGCUUGAGGGAUUCCCAUAAACAUCUGUUUGGCCACUGUGAGAACAGGAUUGUGGACUAGAUGGGUAUUUCGGCUGCUUCUGACCCAGAAGGAAGGCUAGAGAGUGAUUUGACAUAAAGUGAUUUCUCUCUCUCUCUCUCUCUCUCUCUCUCUCUCUCUCUCUAGUUAAAGAUGUAUAUGAUUACUUCCGGGCUGUUCUGCAGUGUGAUGAAAGGAGCGAAAGAGCUUUCAACUUAACGGGGGAUGCCAUUGAUCUUAACGCUGCGAACUACACUGUGUGGUAUGUAGUGAUGAUGAAUCUGUCAUUUAUUGUUAGUUGGGCAUUGCUGAAUAUACAUGAAGAAAACCAGAAGUUGAGUCUGAAUUUAUUUUAUUUUUGUGUAGAAUUGCUAAUAUUUAAGUAAUUUUUAUCUGAAUAGCUUGAUUAAAAUGCAUUUUAAUCAAGAAACUAGUAGUGAAACUGCUAAAAUGCUACUUUCCCAGGCCUUGUUGCAAAAUAAGUGAGUAGACUUUUUCCUUGCAGAAAAUUAUUGCUCAUGUGAGACUUGUAUACCAUGAGACAUGACUGCCAUUAAUGCAUGGCAUUGUAACCUCGAGGUUGAGGUUGGAUUACUGUCAUGAGCUCUAAGUUUGGCUGUCUUCUUUUUUUAAAAAAAAAAAAAGUCCAGAAACUGCAGGUGAUCCAAAAUGUAAUGGCUAGACUCUCUUCUGGAAGAAGCUGGGGGAGAACCAUGCAAUAUCUGUCCUUCAACAGCCAAUGAUUGCUGGCCUCAAUGAAAAGUGCUGGUGUUCACUUUUAAAUCUCUGAAUGGCUGCACCAAGGCCACUUGAAGGAGCAGGUCCUCCUGAGUAUUCUUCUUUGGGUCUCACAUUUUGCUGAAGAAUAUUUUUCUUGUCUGAUUAUUUUUUCUUCUGCAGGCAUUUCCGCAGGGUUCUUCUGCAGUCCCUGAACAAAGAUCUACACGAGGAACUCAAUUAUAUCACAGCUAUCAUUGAAGAUCAGCCAAAGAAUUAUCAAGUCUGGUAAUGUCUGGCUCCUUUUUGAUAAGGAAAGUUAUUUCCCUUGAAAGGAAGUGCCCACUUGCUUGGACUUGCCUGUCUUUUCUAAAUUACAAGUGCAGAAUCCUUACAUGGAGACCAUUGUACAUGGCAAGAAUGCUUAAGAUGAGGAGGGUUUUGUUUAUAUGAUGACACGACAUACAUAAUACGUUUUGCAGAAAUGCCAGUAUUGUAAAUGCUUAUAGAAAAACGAAAAGAAAGUAGGAGUGUUUGCAAACAUGCACAAACAGCAACAGAAGGGGGGGACGGGACCCAAAGCAACAUUUCAUUGGCCAUUUUCUGUGUACAGUGGUGCCUCGCAAGACGAAAUUAAUCCGUUCCGCGAGAGUCUUCGUCUAGCGGUUUUUUCGUCUUGCGAAGCAACCCUAUUAGCGGCUUAACGGAUUAGCGCUAUUAGCGGUUUAGCGGCUAUUAAAGGCUUAAAGGCUUAGGGGAUUAGCUGCUAAAAGGCUAUUAAAGGCUUAGCAGAUUAGAUAAAGGGGGGGGAAAGCGAAAAAAAAAUCUCUAGACUCGCAAGACAUUUUCGUCUUGCGAAGCAAGCCCAUAGGAGAAUUCGUCCUGCGAAGCAACUCAAAAACGGAAAACCCUUUCGUCUAGCGGGUUUUCCGUCUUGCGAGGCAUUCGUCUUGCGGGGCACCACUGUAUAACUUGAGAAGAAUUACAGUGGUGUAUGUUAAUAUAUUAUGAGGUAUGUUAAUAUAUUAUAAAGUCAGUUGCAGCAAACCAAAAAGAUUUCGGGGGGGCACACAAACUCACAGUCAUAUAAAUUCAAAAUUCUUUAUAAACAUUCUGAAUGAAAAACAACAAUAAUUUGACGUCCACAUAAAUGCUUUGAGAAGGUGAACAAAAUGUCCUUAUAAACCAAGCUACUAGGUCCAUCAAGAAUUACUAGUCUAUGAAAAUGGUCAAAAGCCUACUUACUAGUUCUUCAUAGCAUAACAAAUAACAUUACCUUUGUAAACUUCCCUGUCUGAUCACCUUUGUGCAGUUUGUGCUCGCCAUAGAUAACUAGGCUGAUGGCUGUUUUCAUGGCUGCCUUUGUCCCUCUUUAUUUGUUCUUGGUUUGAAUAUGGCAGGCUGGCAGAUGCUUUUUGACUGUGUUCUCAGUCUGUUUCCUUUCCCACCCCAGGCUCAGUUUAACACAACAGCCUGCAUUUCUUUUUCCUCAUUUGCUAACGGUCCAACAAUAGCUCAAACCCAGAAGGGCAGCCUAAGCCCAAUGAGGCUUCUUUAGUCCAGCAGUAGAACUGGUAGCUUACACUGUUGCAGCUGCAGCAUCUUCCGGCACUUGACAAAGCAGGGCAGUGCCAAGUGGCUCUUGUAAAGUGCCUGAAAAUCCUUUUGCUAGCAGGAAAGCUGUGGGCAAGAGUCUGUUGGUUUUCCUGAGAUGCCAUGCUAAGACUGCAUGCAUUGGGGUGUUGCAUCUGUGGGUGGGACUCUGUGCCCCAUCUGAUUAAUGGCUAUUAAUACUUUGCACAGAAGACGUGGCAAAUUCAGACACGUACAUCACUUGCAUGCUGGCUGUGGCAUCAAAUGAUGAAAUUGUACAUAUGAAUAAGCUAAGUGGAUUAAUCGCUGCAAGGACAGCUUUCUUUCUGCCUCGUAUAAACUCAAAACACAAUGCUCGUCAGUGGGUGCAACUUGCACUUUCAGCGGGAGAGUUGCCAAGCGGUGUGAUAGAACAUUGCAGCCUUUAAUGAGCUGUCUCGCACUACAAGAUCAGAAACAACCAAAUAUGACGAUGUGCCACUCAUUCAAUUACCAUUCCAUUGAACGUUUUUGUUUUCGAGUGCAAAUGCCCAUUAUCCAUCACUCUUGGCAGGAUUGCAUUUGAAUAAAAACAACAACUAAACAGUAAACAGGCACUGAAGGGAUGCUGGGGUUUUUUAGUUUUGUUUAAAUAAGGAUUUCUUCAUGUUUUAGGCACCACAGACGAGUGUUGGUGGAGUGGCUGAAGGAUCCAUCCCAGGAACUUGAAUUUAUAGCAGACAUUCUUAACCAGGAUGCUAAGAACUACCAUGCAUGGCAACACAGGCAGUGGGUCAUUCAGGUAUUUUGAUGUUGCUCUUAGUAGCAAAAUGCCCACUGAGAUUUGGGGUGGGGACCUUGUACAUUGCAAGGAGCCCUGGGGAAUGCCACUGGGAGUGAAAUCCCUUCACCGAUCACUAUGGUGGGUAGAAGGCAGAUUUUGCCCCCUCUAUUUCCCAAAUCUACUUCCUUCUUCUAGCAUUUCUCCUUUAUUGUUGUGCUUUUAGGAAUUUAAACUGUGGGAUGAUGAACUAGAGUAUGUGGAACAGCUCCUGAAAGACGAUGUCAGAAACAAUUCUGUCUGGAACCAAAGAUACUUUGUCAUUUCAAACACAACUGGUUAUAACGACCCUGCUGUUUUAGAGAGAGAAGUCCAGUAAGUAAAAUAAAUACUCAACUUCAUUUGUGGCCAUUUACACUUGUCACAGGCAGAAGGAUACAUCAGAGAUGCUUGCUUAUAUAUCCUUGCAUGGUUUUUCUUUUGUUUUAGUAUAUUGGGUUUUACCAUUAGAUAAGGUAGCCUCUGCCAACCUGAUGCCUCCUGAUGUUUGGGACUAGAACUCCCAUCAGCCCCAACCAGCACAGCAGAGUUUGAGAGUUGUAGUCCUCAAACUUUGGAAGGCAUCAGCUUGGUGAAAGAUGAGCUAAGGACAUCAAAACUCAUGCCCUUGGAUUAUUUUUGCCUUGUGAAUAAAAAUUUCUAUAGUAUUAUCUUGAGGUAUCCCCCACUAUUUUCUUUUUUAAAAAAGAAUCUGUAGAACAUCUUUUCCUUGGUAGGAAAUUUGUUUAUUGGAGAGAAGACAUUUUUAGUUGUGUUCAGCUAAGUCAUACUUAGAGUAGACUCACUGAAAUUAAUGAGCCUGCUAGUCCAGUGGGUUUACUCUGAGUAGGACUGGUGUUGAAUACCACCUACUCUAUGUUGAAUGCCGUUUACUCUCUGCUAUUUGGGGGGGAAAUGAGUACGUUGAUAUGCAUAAAAUAUGACUCCAUAUUUCCUCUCUUCUUUAUCAAAUACUCUGCUUUUCUUUUUCAGGUUUACCCUAGAAAUGAUCAAGAUGGUGCCCCAUAAUGAAAGUGCUUGGAACUAUUUGAAAGGGUGAGAUAAAUUUGUUAGCGGCUUUGGCUAUUCUGAAGUGCAGAAUAUGCUAGCGUUUGUUAUUAUUUUAUUUAUUACAUUUUUAUACCACCUUUAUCUUCCAAUGAUCUCAAGGUGGUGUUCAUGGUUCUCCUCUUCCCCAUUUCAUCCUCACAACAAUUAUGUGAUGUAGGCUAGGCUAAGAGAUGGUGACUGGCCCAAGCUCACCCAGUGAGUCCAACACUCUAACCCAGGGGUUAGCAAACUUUUUCAGCAGAGGGCCGGUCCACUCUCCCUCAGACCUUGGGGGUGGACGGCGGACUAUAUUUUGAAAAUAAAAAUAAAAAUGAAUUAUAUGCCCCACAAAUAACCCAGAGAUGCAUUUUUAAAUAAAAGGACACAUUCCACUCAUGUAAAAACACGGUGAUGGGCCGGAUUUAGAAGGCGAUUGGGCCGGAUCCAGCCUUUGGGCCUUAGUUUGCCUACCCAUGCUCUAACCAUUAUGCCACAUUGGCUUGCUGUACUAAUAGCAGGCCCAGGGUUCAGCUUCCUGAAAAUUUUUGCUUUCAUUUUUAAAAUACGUUUCCGGCCUUUCACUGCAGAGGUAUUUGUGAAAGUACGUGGGCGGUACCUAUUGCAGCCAAUGCAGUUGUGGAAUACGAUUUCCUACGGUUGGUAAUGGAGCUCCAAGUGCAUUCCUUUGCCGCCAUGACUAGCAAACCCAGAAAGAAAUUGUGCAAAAGAAGACCGAAAACGUAAAUCUAUUCAGUUUGCCUACUUGUUAUAAGAUGCAGAACCUAUGCUUUUUUUUCAUUUGUUUUUGAUUGCGUAACUUCCAUAUUUUUAGCACGGUGUACAUGGAGCCCUGGAUAUUUUGUAAUUCCAGAGGCUGUAAGAAGGAGUUACUCCAAAUGAUUUUCUGCUCCCAGUUUUGGCAGGGGUAGCAAACUGUAACACAAGUAGAGGAUGACUGAGUUGCAAAACGGCGUGGAGUGCAGACACAAAAUGGCUUGCAGAAGGGCUGUGUCCUCCAUGCAGGUUUGAUAGAGGGGUGGAAGUUCUUCAAGUGCUUUGGGUGCUAUUGCAUGUGCGGAGUGAUAUUGAUCAGCUUCGGGUACCAGAAAUAGACUGUCACUACCCAGCUCUGGAGACUUUGUGUUUAAGAUCAGAAAAGAAAAUGUCAGGUGAUACAUGGCCUUAAGAGUCCCAUUGUAGAGGAAGCACAUAAAUCAUAAAAUCAUGUAAUUUUUCGAGCUGCCCCUACUAUUCAGGGAUAGAAGUUGUGAAGAACUGUUGUUGUUGCAUAUUCUGUACAUGGUGGGUGGGUGUCUUACAUAAUGUAAAUGGCUUACAUAAACAUAUUUAUAUUGAUGUAAGCCAUUUUAUUGCAUAGAGCAAAGUGGUUUGCAAUCAACAUAAUCUUCUUCUUUUUAUAAGGCUACAAAAAAUAGAACGAGACCAGGAACCACAGGUCCAAAAGAGCCUAUAGCCUUGUUUUGUUUUGUUUUUAAAAAUAUUUUUUAUUAGCUAUUUUCUUGGUUUACAAAAGUACGUGCAAUGUCUCUUUUUUCAGGUUGUAAAGUCUUUUCUGCAGAUCAGUUUUGUUUUGAGACAUUAGUGUUGUGUACAGUAUAAGGUUGGGGAAGAAGAGAGGGAGGAGAGGAGGGGUGGUGAAACUUAUAUUCUGUUAUAUAGUGUACGUGUGGGGUUUUGUGUCAGCAUCAACUGAGCAGGUUCUCCUUCUGCCUUGUUGAAUUAAAGUUGUACCUGGUGCCCAGAUGACAUCUGGGAGGAUGCCAGUCAGAUUGCACAUGCCAUGGAGUUCCAGAUGUUGUUGGACUCCAGGUCUCCCAACCCCAGCCUGUAUAACCUGUGGUCUGAGAUGAUGGAAGGUAGGGUCCAACAAUGUCUGUGGAGCCACAGGUUCUCCAGCCAUAGUGCAGACUUUAGUGCUGAGCAAAUUGCCGAAUCCUGCUUGGUCUGUUGAGGUGCUUUCCUGGGCCUUGUUUCGUUUUCCAGGACUUUAUCAGCUGUGCACGUUCCCUCUUGCACUUAGCUCAUUGCCAUAUUUCAGGGGCAGGGGGAUCUUGCCGCUUGUCCUCUAAAUAAAGGUAAAGGGACCCCUGACCAUUAGGUCCAGUCGUGGCUGACUCUGGGGUUGCGGCGCUCAUCUCGCUUUACUGGCCAAGGGAGCCGGCGUACAGCUUCUGGGUCAUGUGGCCAGCAUGACUAAGCCGCUUCUGGCGAACCAGAGCAGCACACGGAAACGCCAUUUACCUUCCCGCUGGAGCGGUACCUAUUUAUCUACUUGCACUUUGACGUGCUUUCGAACUACUAGGUUGGCAGGAGCAGGGACCAAGCAACGGGAGCUCACCCCGUCGCGGGGAUUCAAACCGCCAACCUUCUGAUGAUUGGCAAGUCCUAGGCUCUGUGGUUUAACCCACAGCGCCACCCGCGUCCCUCUGAAUACCUGGCACUGAUUCAUGAUACUGGUUGAGAUGGGUUGUAGGUUAAUGAUACCUGACACUAUUUGUAGUUGCUUGCUUGCUUAUCAUUUUAUAUAGGCCAUAGGAGAUUUCCACGUUCUGUAGGAAGCGUCAGAUUGGUAAAUGUACAGCAAAUGGUGUGGUGACCGCAUGCAAAUGAAGUGUGGCAUUCACAGCUGCAUUUUAUUUCAGGAUCCUGCAGGAUCGUGGCCUUUCGAAACAUCCAAACCUCUUAGGACAGCUACUGGAAUUGCAGCCAAGUCAUAGUUCCCCCUACCUGAUUGCUUUUUUGGUGGACAUAUAUGAAGAUAUGCUGGAAAAUGAGUGUGAAAACAAGGAAGAAACUCUCAGCAAAGCAUUAGAGGUUAGUUUUUAAAAGUUGUUCAGCCUCUGUGUUACCCUUUUAAUAGACUAGUUGCAAUAAGCAGAUGGGGAACUCAAUCUUUUCUCCAGUCUUCUGUAGAAUUUAAUCUCACCUGUGGAUAAAUAGUCUGUCAAAUUUAGUGAAAGGAUAGUGAUUUUUAAAUUGACAUAAUUGCAGAAUGUUAUCCAUUUUUGCAGAAUUGAAAAUUGGACAGAAAUGGCACAGACCACUUUUCUGCCAUGCACUGCAGUCUGGAAGUUAUAAUUCUGAGGAAAAUACUUGUUUAAGAUGCAGUAUUAAUAUGCUGUAUAACUGCUGUCACAAUUACUUUUAUGAGUGCUGAUUAUCAGAUUGCUAUUUAAUGCCAGCUACAAAGGAAAUGUAAAAAUUAAAGGGGUUUUACUUUUUAUGUAACUAUUUUGCCUCUUUCCAUAUAUGCUGUUCUGUACAGCAGCUGACUCCCAUUUCAUCCCUAAAAUAUGCGCUCAGAACUUCUGACUUAUUGUUAAGGGCUUUCAGCCAGCUGCUACCAGUCAACACAUGAGGGACAGGAUUUGCCUUUCUGUCUAGAUUCAGCACUAUUUAUUAUUAUUAUUUUGGUUAGAAAGAACCGUGGUUUUUUUUAAAAAAAGGCUUGGUUAUAACCUGUGGUACAUUGAGAAAUGCAGUCUUCGGUUGACAAAAAAACUAGACUGGAAGGGUUGGAAAGCUGUAUUUUAGUGUCCAUUAAGAGAAUUAGGCUUGUAUUUUAUCCUGCCAUGUAGGAGAGAGAGAGAACUUUGUGUAUUUCAUUUGCUUUGCCAAAUCUUAAAAGCCAGGCUGAGCUGCCAGAUUAUCUGGAUAGAGUAUUUUGCUUUGAGAAAAGGAAAGUCUUUUUUUACAUGCUGAUAAAGCCCUCUACCAACUUCCUUUGCACUCCAAAAGAUGCCUUUUAAUUAUUAUACUAUUAUUACCAUAUUGUAUAAACAGUGAAAGGACAGAUCCAUACCCAGUGGUGCUUACACUUUAGAAAUAGAGAAAAGGGAAGCAACAGAAGUUUAGGAAAACUGAAACUGGUAGGGGAAUACAGUAAUGUGAAUGAAUACUCCAGUUGUACAUUAUUCCACUUCAUUGCUGGUGUGUAUGGGGCUUGGGGAAAAUGCUAAAGGUUGUAUUCAGAAUUAGGUGACAAAAUAGUGAACUGACCCGCUUCAAUCUACAAGAGAUGGGAUGAGGUAUAUAUAAAUGUAAUAUCUUGCUGCAUAUACUAAGCCUUCUCCUUUCUUUUGGAAAUAACAAUUGAUUUGCCAUUUCAGGACGUUGUCACUGGUACUCUGUGUGUGAUGUUCCCAAAGGAACAUGAAUUACUGUUAACUAUUUUCUUUCUAAGCAAAAUAAAUGCCCACAUACAAUCUACCCCAUAAAACAAUUUGUUUUUCUCGUUGGGAGUAAGUUUGCACCCUGGUCAGUGUUAUAUUUUAAGGUGUAAAGAUACCCUAAAUAUGUUUCCUUUGUGUUGCCCUGCUGACUGUCAUUUCAUCACUUCGGCUAAAUUUCUGUUCUUUGCUGUACCUUAAGAUUUAUUUAUUUCUGCUAGAAAAGAAUUCUAAAUCAGUUAGCGUGGAGUGGGUUGGAAAUUGGAAGAUUGUUGGGUAUUUACUACUGGAGAAUCAAUAGUGAAUUCAAUUACUUGUCUCUCUAGAAUAUUUCAAAAUAAAUAUCACUGGUGAAUACCACACAUAACUUUCAGGCUUUCUAAGGGCACUGAUGAGUAUUCCCCAGGAAAACAACAGCAGAGGAUUCCAUCCUUUUUGGGUCAAAAAAUAUUAUAGAAACUUUUAUAAAUAAAAUCAUUGGCUUAAAAACAAUCCCUGUAGAAUUAGUAUCAAUAAAUCUUGGUUAGGUUAGGAUUCCACUGCUGAAAAAUAGAAAAUAGUUCUGGCGGGGGCUGAUGGGAGUUGGAGUCCAAAACAUCUGGAGGGUUACCAGGUUGUGGCACGCUGGGCAAGAUUAAACCCAUAGUUUGACUUGGCAGAAUGUGGCUUCAGAUCCAUGCACCUGCUAACCCAGCAGAGUUCUUCCAGUUCCACUAUCCAGUGUUGUCUUCUGGUCUGUUGCAGGUUUCCAGAGCAGGGAACUGCCUUUCUGCUUAUAUUGGCAAAACACCAUGAGCCUUUGGGGUGCUAUAUAAUAAACAAAAUGGCGGGUAUAAACCAUGCAAACUGUUCAAACUUGUAAUUCUCCUUUCUGUAGCUAUGUGAAAUCCUGGCUAAAGAAAAAGACAUAAUCCGGAAGGAAUACUGGAGAUACAUUGGACGGUCCCUUAAGAGCAAACACAGCCCAAGUGAGGAGCAGAAUGUGCCAACUUACGAUGAUCCGCAGUAACUCCAUGUUAAAGCAGGAAAGAAUAUGACAUUCGGCUCUGGGUGAACUACAAGAACUUUAAGAGUGGAGAUAGCUAGGCAGGCAAUUAAACAGAGUGAUGUUCUCCACCCCUUCCCAAAAUAUGUUGCAACUCUACAUUACUACAGAGGUAUUGCUUCUAAUCUCACCAGGAGUGUAAGGCACUCUCCAUAACAUACUGACCCCUGGUUACUGCUGCUGUACAGAUUAACUGUGGGGGUGGUCCAAAGCACUGUGCAUUUUAAAAAACACUUAGCAAUUACUUGAAUUGUACCAAAUAAAGGAAUUGUUUUCUUCAUUUUAUGUGAAUAAUGCUGUACUAGUGAUUUUAAUGCCCUAAAUUGGUUCCCAGUCUUGGCCUCCACAGAGUGGCCCCUGUUCUCAUAAAGCAAGUGCAUGUAAGAUUCUGAAAGUAUUUGAGUUGGAUUGCAGAGUCCUCGUUUACAGUGGAUUUAUGGAGUAACUUAAUUUCAGUUACUUGAAAGGAAUGAAGUUGUAUAUCUGAGCAGCUAUGCAACACUGACGUGUGUUUUCAUUGUAUCCAACUAAUGCCAUCAAUAAUUUGUAUUAAAAGAUAUAGAACUUGUACAAGGACUUGAUGUGUGUUUUGAGAUUUGGAUUUUCUUUAAAAAGAAAGAAAGAAAUGGUGUCCCAUACAAAGUGGGAAUGGCGAUGCUGUUGUGAACUCACUGCUAGUUUUGCAGUGCAGGGAAAAUGCCUGAUCUUGCCACCUCGGCAGCCAGCCUUGCAACAAACCCAUUCUAUAUAGGACAGUACAGUCAAACCUCAGCUCCUGAAUGGCUCCAUUUUCGAACGUUUCAGCUCCCAAACGCUGAAAACCUUUGAACGUUUUUCGGAAGCCGAACAUCUGACGCAGCUUCCGCUUGAGUGCAGGAAGCUCUAGCAACCAAUCAGAAGCCGCUCCUUGGUUGUCUAACAUUUCGGAAGCCGAACGGGCUUCCAGAACGGAUUACGUUCGACAACCCAGGUUUAACUGUACUCGGUAAAGACCUGAGCCAUUGUUUACAAAGCUUGUGUGUUCUCUUCAAUAAUCAGGUCACAAUUUUUUUAAAAAAUGCCUUAGGCAAGGCAAUAUCUUUUAGCCUCAAUAUUCCAUUUGUAAUAUGGAAUGAUAUUACUGAUUUAAUUUGCAGAGUUCUAAACAUCAUGACGUGACACUAAAGAAUGAUAAAAAUGCUAAGUAUUCCUUUCCCUAGAGUGCUUCUAUUCAUCACAGACAAUAUAGUUAUUUUCAUUGUAUGAAGCUACAGUGGUGCCCCGCAAGACGAAUGCCUCGCAAGACGGAAAAACCGCUAGACGAAAGGGUUUUCCGUUUUGAAGUUGCUUCGCAGGACGAAUUCCCCUAUGGGCUUGCUUCGCAAGACGAAAAUGUCUUGCGAUUCUUGAGAUUUUUUUUUCGCUUUUCCCCCCCUUUAUCUAAUCUGCUAAGCCUUUAAUAGCCUUUAAUAGCCUUUUAGCAGCUAAUCCCCUAAGCCUUUAAGCCUUUAAUAGCCGCUAAACAGCUGAUAGCGCUAAUAGCGCUAAUCCGUCAAUGGGCUUGCUUCGCAAGACGAAAAAACCGCUAGACGAAGACUCUUGCGGAACGGAUUAAUUUCGUCUUGCGAGGCACCACUGUAUUAUUAUUUCUUACAUUUAUAUACCACUGUUCAUCUGAGGAUCACAGAAGCUAAACCAAGAACAAUUCUGGAUUAUUGCACCUCAAACCCAAUAUGAGUUCGCAAACCGUGAUUCUCUUUCUGGGGCAAAAUCAACAUUUUCUUUUGCUGGGACUAUCUCUAGUGUGCAUGGGGCUUCCCCUCCAUUUAAUCUUAAUAAUAUCCUAGAGCUGGAUAUUUCUGUGCAAUCUACCUUCCAAACAUCCUAACGGAAGCAUCUUGCCACUUAAGUUAAUGAAACCAUGGGGCGUAAGAAUGUUUCACUCCAGCAUGUGGAAUUUGAGAGUACUUUCAGCUUCUAAUACAGUACUCAUAUAUUUUGUCUUCCCAAAUAGCCAUGGCAACGGAGCCAUAAAGCUGCCCUUCGUAAAAAUGGCUAGCCACUUUCCUAUAUUCUUUCUUUGAGGCCAUGCUGUCACUAGCAAAGAUGGCCACUUUUUUUGUUGCUUCCAAGAGGACCAGAUCAAAAAAUGUCCUGAGAGAAGAGUGUCACAAUUUGGUUAGGGGAAACUGGGUAGAAAAUCACUGGAGGGAAAGAGGAGGCAGUGAAAUGCAGGAAAGGAACAACAACAACAAGUUCUGUGGCAUCUUAAUGACUAAAUCUUAUUGUGGCUGAAACAAAAUAAAAAAAAAAUCCUUCCAGUAGCACCUUAGAGACCAACUAAGUUUGUUAUUGGUAUGAGCUUUUGUGUGCAUGCAUACAGUAUGCAUAAUACAGUAGUCCACAAAAGUUUAUGCACUGCUAUAAUAAAUUUGUUAGCUCUAAGACACCAUAAGUCUUUCUUUGGUUUUUAUUGCAAGACACUAACACACAGCCACCCCACUAAAAAAAGAGAUAGGCAUUGGAAAGGAUACGGGAAAUGGGCAAUAGGUCUUCAGAGGUGUGAAGAAAAAUGAGUGAGGUUGAUGAAAAGUUUGGGGUAAUCAGGGACAAUGAGAAUCAAAGCAUGGCGCUAAAAAUAUGGAAAUUUAGCCUAUUGGAAUUAUUUAUAAAUAAAUCAAAAUAUACCUUGUGCCUCAGCCCUUGAAGGGCCUGCCAAGACGUUCGUGACAUGGGCAGUCACAGACACACAGUGACACCAGCAGCCUCCAAGUAGGAUGGGGGGGAUGGAAGGUGGUGGGUGCCCUCGUGUGCAAAGGUAUACCUAGGGAUUGGUUAGGUUGGCCCCUACCAAAGGUGCAGGUCCAGGGGGUUGCAAAAAUGGUGCCUCUUACUCUGGUUUGGAGUGCCUAGGAGCCCGCCCGCCCAUCCAAGCACUCCGUGAACUGCUUUGCCUCGUUGGGUGGCUAACAUCUUGCCAAGCGCCCAAGGGAGCCUAAAUACGCCUCCGUCAUGUGUCAAUAUAUAAGCUUGUUUUUUAAAAAAACAACAACUACCUAUUUAUUUUGAGCGGUUGAUGUGCGCUAUUAAAACAGAAGUACUGUAUCAUUGUUGCCUCCCCCCCAUAUUAAUCUUACAUAAAAUCUUUGUUUAUGUAGGAUUGAUAUUACCUUAAUAGUUUGUGUUCUAUAGGGCUCACAUACAUUAUUUUGUAAUAAACAGUGGCAAAUAAAAAAAUGGGGCAAUACAAAAAUGGAGAUUGCUAUGGCAAAAAGAUCAAUACAGUCGUACCUUGGAAGUCGAACGGAAUCCGUUCCAGAAGUCUGUUCGACUUCCAAAAUGUUUGAAAACCAAAGCUCGGCUUCCAAAAAUAGUUCGCAAACUGGAACACUCACUUCCGGGUUUGCUGAGCCAAAAUGUUCGAGAACUAAGCUGUUCGAAAACCAAGGUACAACUGUACAUAGCACAGCAAAGUUUGCACCAUUGUAAUGAUUUCAAUUCCCCCCACAAAUGUACACUGGCAAUUAAAGAAAUUCAACAU